CGAUUACCGUGAAGUUAUUGUAAUAAUUUGAAUAUUUUAUAAAUAAACUUAAGUAAUGUUUCUAAACUUUACGGAAACAUAACUUAAAAACAGGGAUCUAUUAAAAUGUAUGAAAGCUAUAUGGACAGGUUUUUUCUGGUGAUAAAGACAUUUGUCUUUGCGUAUGCCUGUGCCCGACAGCCUGUUGACAGUUGACCGACAGUCAUUUGUUUUUGAAUGUGACAGUUUAUCAAGUCGGCCAGCCGGCGGCCAGUGUAGCCUAGUCACGCAACGAUUUGCGGUUCGCAACGGCUAUUAUCUAUGUAGAACAUUACAAUUAGUGCAUAUCUAUUAGAAACAGCUAACCGAUAGAUAACGUUACCGUAUAGAUAGCGAUCUUUAGGCGAUCAAUUAAGCUUUGUAGCUGUUUGGCGGCUCACCACAACACAGUUUCGGAAAUGCCCCUGCGGUUGUCCAUUGGGCGCGAUCAUAUUUUGCUACAAUUACUUAGAGCCACGGACGUGUUGGUGUGAUCCGGGCGAGUUGGGAAGCUCGCUGGUCGCCAAGCUCCGGGCAGCCCGCGCGCUCCACUCGCCGCGGCCGGGUUGCCGCGCCAGUUCAACGUUCAAGUGCAGCGCAGGCGCACAUCCGAAGAGACCGCGACCGUGCGCGCGCGCAUGUCUCAUCCCUCUAACAUUUAACGAACGAAUUCAUAAAUAAAAACUGUUUGGUACGCAUUUGUUCUGACUAACACACAUUACGCAGACUUUAUCCAAGUGUUCAGUGUUUGUUUAAACGUUUCGUUUGAGACAGUUCGUCCUGUAUGCCUGUGCUCUUUUUGGGGUCGAAUAAGAAGAAUAACACGAGCGAUAUGUGACGUGUGACGCUUGUCAUACGGUUGAUUCGGGAGUAUUCGGGACCAGACGGACAGAGCUAGUGUGUUGUGACGCAAGAUGCAUACGAUGGACACGAUGGGCUACGGCCACAAGAAGUACCGGCCGCCGCUGUCUCCCACCAGCUUCUACCAACACGACUAUUACUCGAGACACACGACACUCCGGCCGCAGAGCGAGUACCGUUUCGCUGGCGGAGGGUACCCCCGCGCCGGUGUGCACAGCGGCAGUGGACGCAGCGGCGGGCUCUGCUCGGCCGCGCUGGUUGGUGGGGCUCUGCUAGCUGCUGUAGCAGUACUCGCAGUGGCAGCACUGGCAUUCUACAUGGGCGCACUCAGACCAGACAAUGGAGAACCAAUUAUGUCGUUCGAGGGCACGUUCCGUGUGACCCGAGGUGACGUAUACGGCGGCGUGCCGGGCAGCCCGUCCUACCGGGAGCGCGCGCGGCGGUACAGCGUGGCGCUGCGCCAAGUGUACGCCGCGCCGUCUGCCCUGCGGCAAGCCUUCACCGGCGCUAUCGUCACAGGCUUUGGGGAUAGAAGAUUAGACGUACAUUUUAGACUUUAUUUAGAUAGAAGAAAAAUACCAAGUACCGUAUCUAAUAUAGAAGAAACGCUUAAGAAUAUUUUAAUUCAAGACCUUAAUUCUAAACACCCAGCUAUCGGUCAAAGUAUAAAAGUCGACACGUCGAGCAUAGUCAUAAAAAGAGAUCUAGAACACACUUAUCACUCAGAAUCUUACGUAAAGGAAGCUCUCAAUGAAAGCAUGGCAAUAAGCAGUCCAAAAGGUUCCCCUCCACCUGCAGGGAUUGACAAAACUCUUCAAACUAGAGUUGGUGUGGUACGCAAGACUACUGUCAAACCAAAUCAAAAGCGAGAUCCAGAUGAACCAGACAUUGACACAGAAAACAUCCCAGUAGUUCAGGGUUCGUUCCAAAUAACGAAAACGGAAGCGGACAUCACUGAAAAUAAGAAGCUCAGUUCUAGUCCACACAAACCAACAGUUGCUAAAACAUCUACUACUACUAAAGCACCAGUUACUAGAACAACUGUAAGAACUACAACGACUAAGAGAGUUCCCACGAGCACACCAAAGCCUCGGCCGUUCACUAUAACAUCUACGCUGAACGUCAAGACCAGAACUGAACCGACGCCAAAAAAAGAAACUAGCACUCGGCCUCCAGUUAAAAUUACCACUUCUACAAGUUCCACCACAACGGCGCCACCAACGAUACCAUCAACCACAGCGCCAACCGUUACUACGACUAGUAAUGUUUCACAAAUACUACUUGAUCUGCUAACAAACGAAAACCACUACAAGGAUUUACCUAAAAUCGAUACAUUGUUCACCGUACCACAUGUUAUUGACAAUGAACCCUGGCAACCAAUAACUCAACCGUACUAUGAACAGACGAGCAAACCUGUCGAUAUGCCUUUAGAAACCAGUAGCGAUAUAAACGCUGAAGACAGAAUGGGAGUGGCUGAAGUGGUUGAUGACGUAUCAAUACUGGAAAGUAUCCUAAGCCCCGUACCACCCGUGAAACAAAGAGACAGAACAACACCCAGACCUAUCAGUAUACACAAUGUUGAUCCUCAUUUAGGAGCUGAAAUUUACGUUCCAGGACCAGUUUACACAAGUUUCACAUUACCAACUUACGCACCUCCCCUGAAAAAUAUGGAAACUUUGGGUUCAAACUAUGUUAAGCCACAUCCCAUUCCAGUUGACAAAAUAAGCGGAGUUGUAGAAGUAGUAGAUGAAAUGGACUUUGUAGACGACGAUGAUGGAAAACCAGUUGAAAGGCCUCCGAAAGACAAACUGACCAGUGUUGCUAUAAAUGUCAUGCAUGCUGAUAGCACGUACGAUGACACUGAGAAAGUAUCUAUCGAUGGUGCAUCAAUAAUUAAGAAACAUAAUACCACUACAAGCACGAGCACCACCACCACUACUACUACUAGCACCACAUCAACGACAACACAGGCAAGCUCAACAACGACGAUAGCAAGCAGUACUGUCACUGCAGCCCCCAUUUUAGAAGUAGUAAAUACGACAUACCAUACAGAAUCAGAAAAAGAAAAUAACAAUGACACAUCAAAAGAAAAUUCAACGAGACGACCGAACAAUAAAGUCUCAAUUAUCCCUAGUACUGGUGCACCACAUCUUACUUGGGAAUUAGUUAAUACUUCAACAAAUGAUAACGAGACAUUUAGCAAAAAUUCUCCAGAAAAAUAUUACAACGACACCUUGCAAGCGAUUAUAACAAAAAAUGACGAUGUGUUUCCAAAUACUACUCCGAAAUUCUCUGGAAAAGUAUCAAUGCUCAGGAAUUUGACUGAGAUAAUCAAGAAAUAUUCACAAAUUCAAACAUCACCAAAGCCGCAACAGAUAGUGGAUAUGGAAGUUGAAGAGCGGCACAACCAUAACAAGAUGACUGGGUCUGUUGAAGUAGUACCUGAUGAUGAAUUGGAAGUAACUACUGCUGGAGUAAUUACAUUGCUACCUGCAAAAUCUAAUUUGGGCGUUAACCGUCCGCUUCGACCAAGACCUCAAAUUAAAACUGACUCUCAGACAGUGAAAGAAAAUAUACGUAGUUUUUUUCGCAACGACCCCGAAACACAAAAAAUAAUUGAUAACCUCAGCACUGAAAAUUACUACCCAAUUCAGAGUUCAACAGAAAAUUCUGAUACAUUAACAGAAGCCGAGCAACAAGUAUUGCAAAAGUUUACAACAGCGGCUGAGAGCCAAAAAGUUAUUUCCUCAGAAAAUGCACCAACUAAUACAAGGUUCCCAAAAUCAAGCGAUGAUCUAAAUUUUUCCAACGAGAAUAAUGAUCCACUAGGGAAUGUAGACAGUACUAAUACUACUAACGUUCCUGAAGGUACCUACAGAGUAUCUUACCACGUCACUGGGAGUGUGAGCAGUAAACGUGCAAACAAGACUGAGACUCUACCUGCCUAUGAGCUAGCUUUAGAACCAGAUGUGGUUUUAGAAAUACCAGUCAAUCAAACGAAUGCACUGACAAUUGACAAGCUAAAACAACUCGCAAGUCUGGCUACAAUAUCCGACUCUAAUAAUAACACGUUAUUUCGAUCACCGGGAGGCGUAAUAUCAACAAAAGCAAUUCCCUCUAGCUACACACUCAAUCAGGCCGGAUUUAAAAUCUUGACCAAGACGUAUAACAAAACUCCGGGUAAACAGGAAGAAAAUAGUUUUGAUAAGCCAGAGAAAACUUACAGCAAGCCCCAUGUUACCAAACCUCAAAAGGAAAAAGAAAACUUUAAUAUCAAUCAGGAUAUCCCUAAGGAAGAAUCAUGUAACAAUGCAACAUCGUUUCGAUGUUUGAGUGGUUUGUGUCUCCCCCUGACAUCUCGCUGUAAUCGCUUGCUCGACUGUCCCGGAGGUGAAGACGAGCGAGCCUGCUCUUGUGCCGACUACCUGCGAGCAGACUUCUCGCAAUCAAAAAUAUGUGACGGCGUUGUCGAUUGCUGGGAUUACUCUGAUGAGAAUAAGUGUGAGUGGUGCAAAGAAGGGCAGUAUGUGUGCGCUAAUGCUCGCCAAUGCCUCGACAUGGCUCGAGUAUGCGACGGUACGCCAGACUGUCCCCUCGGUGAUGACGAAAAAAGUUGUGUAGCACUCGCAGAACAACUUGAGGAUAAUGAAAUCGUCCCCUAUAAUGAAGAAGGUUACGUGAUGGUACGCAAGCGUGGUGUCUGGGGCCGUCUUUGUGUCGAAAGCUUUACAGACGUGGUGAAGCAGGCGCAUAGUUCUCUAAAACUACCGGACCUGGGCAGAGCUGUAUGCAGAGCCAUGACUUUUGAUGACGCAGGCUGGGCUCGUGAAGCCCGUGAGGGCCGCAAAACAAGCUCGGCGGGCUACUGGGAGGUGUGGCACAACGCCGCUGCGCGCGCGCAUGAUACCCGCCUCUCAUUCCGACGCUCUUCCUGCGCUAAGAAGCGCGCCCUCCGCGUGAGGUGUACUGGACUGGACUGCGGUAUACGACCACACGCCGAUGUUCAACAACCAAGGGAGGUAACUGACUGGCACGUGCGUCGGGGCAGGGUUGUGGGUGGCGACGGCGCGGCGGCGGGCGCGUGGCCGUGGCAGGCGGCGCUCUACCGGGACGGCGACUUCCAGUGCGGCGCCACGCUCAUCCACGGGCAGUGGCUGCUCUCCGCCAGCCAUUGUUUCUACCAGGCAACGGAAGCUCACUGGGUAGCAAGACUUGGCGCACUGCGAAGAGGAGCAUGGCCUCGUGGACCGUGGGAGCGAGUCUCGCGCGUGCGUCAAGUAGUGCUGCACCCGAAGUACGCGCCGCGCGGGUUCCGCAAUGAUAUCGCCUUACUACGUGUGGACCCUGUACCACUACACGCAAGACUUCGCCCAGCUUGCCUGCCCCCGGCAAGGGCACAACCGCCCGCUGGCCAUCAUUGCACUGUCGUCGGAUGGGGACAGCUAUAUGAGCAUGAGCGAGUGUUCCCUGACACGCUACAAGAGGUAGAGUUGCCGGUGAUAUCGACGUCGGAGUGCCGGCGCCGCACGCGCCUGCUGCCGCUGUACCGCGUCACGGACGACAUGUUCUGCGCCGGCUACGAGCGCGGCGGACGAGACGCCUGCCUCGGGGACUCGGGAGGGCCUCUUAUGUGUCAGGAAUCGGAUAAAUGGUACGUUUACGGUGUAACCAGCAACGGUUACGGAUGCGCGCGAGCAAACCGGCCCGGUGUCUACACGAAGGUGUCAAACUAUAUAGAGUGGAUCGAUGGAGUGCUGAACACUUACACGCCAACGUUAAACGACACCGGCUCGGGCGAAUACGACGCUAACGACGAGUUCUACGCGGACUUAGAGGCCGCGGAGAACAGGAGAGCCAGUCGAACAGACACCUGUAAAGGGUUCAGAUGUCCCCUCGGCGAGUGCCUGCCCGCCACCAGCGUCUGCAACGGGUUCCUCGAGUGCUCCGACGGCAGCGACGAGUGGCAGUGCAACAAACUAUCACCAAAUAACUCCAGUAUAGACCCCGAUUAAACAGCAUUUAAACAGGUUUAAUUACUCGUAAGCCAGUACUUAGACAGUAGGGUAAAUUUUCUAAAUUCGACUGAUAUUUUAUAAGAUAUCUGUAAGUUACGUAAUAUCUCUCUAAAAUGAGACGAAGUAUUCCGAUUGCUAUAAUAUUAAAUUUCACAUAACGCUAGACGAUUGCUACGCCAUAAUUAUUAUGUAAUGUUAUUUGGGACUGUCUGUAUAUAUAGGAGUAUUGUAUGUGCCCAAAUUGUUAUGUUUACCACUGCACGAUAACUGCUAAAUUGAAUUUAUUUAUUGAAUCACAUGGAUCGCCUUUUCCGUCUGAAAGUGUAAUUUCAAAUGGACGAUGUGAACCAUGGUACAAGCAAAAUAAAAAUGUAACAACUUU
Molecule: messenger RNA, 6276 nt
Organism: Trichoplusia ni (cabbage looper)
Lineage: Eukaryota; Metazoa; Arthropoda; Insecta; Lepidoptera; Noctuidae
Exons: 13
Coding region: 933-5891 (1652 amino acids)
Biological process (GO): proteolysis
Cellular component (GO): membrane
Molecular function (GO): protein binding; serine-type endopeptidase activity
Source: RefSeq, a predicted model, not a curated record